Varanus komodoensis (Komodo dragon) is the source of this 5035-nucleotide messenger RNA. RefSeq names its product eukaryotic translation initiation factor 1A X-linked (gene EIF1AX). Gene Ontology annotation, molecular function: translation initiation factor activity; RNA binding. Gene Ontology annotation, cellular component: cytoplasm. Bases 118 to 552 code for a protein of 144 amino acids. NCBI's taxonomy places the organism in Eukaryota, Metazoa, Chordata, Lepidosauria, Squamata, Varanidae. The record is from RefSeq and is a predicted model, not a curated record. Gene Ontology annotation, biological process: translational initiation. The transcript is spliced from 7 exons.
UGCACGACCCUGUUGUCGCGAGAAACGCGUCAGUGUGUCCCGUUCUUUCCUCUUCUGCGCACCUCGGCCGGGAGCGUGAGAGGGAUCCUUUUCUCUCCCUUCGCCUUUGCCGCCGCCAUGCCGAAGAAUAAAGGUAAGGGAGGUAAAAACAGAAGACGAGGUAAGAAUGAAAAUGAAUCAGAAAAAAGAGAACUAGUGUUCAAAGAAGAUGGACAAGAGUAUGCCCAGGUUAUCAAGAUGUUGGGGAAUGGCAGGCUGGAGGCAUUAUGUUUUGAUGGUGUAAAGAGGUUAUGUCAUAUCAGAGGAAAGUUGAGAAAAAAGGUUUGGAUAAAUACAUCAGAUAUCAUAUUGGUGGGUUUAAGAGACUACCAGGAUAACAAGGCUGAUGUCAUUCUAAAGUAUAAUGCAGAUGAAGCCAGAAGUCUGAAGGCAUAUGGAGAACUUCCAGAGCAUGCCAAAAUUAAUGAAACUGAUACAUUUGGGCCUGGUGAUGAUGAUGAAAUCCAGUUUGAUGAUAUUGGAGAUGAUGAUGAAGACAUUGAUGAUAUCUAAAUGGAACUGCGAAGUAUACAUUCCAACUUCCCACCUCAAGAAUUUUGCUUUAAAGUCCCUAUCUUUAAGAAGACUGAAACUGCAGAGCAUUUGUAGUUACAUGAAACCCAAUGUUUAAGUAUUUAUAUUUCUUUAAAAACAGAUAAUAUUGAACUUGCAAAGUUAAAUGUAAUAUUACAACUAUUUUUUCGCUUUACCAUAAACUUUUACAUCUGUGUAAAUACACCUGCUAUAAAUUUCCAUGUUUGCUCCAUCUGUUUUCACCACUAAACUUCACUAAACCUGUUUCUCAAAAUAAAAAAAAAAUCUUGCCCUAUAUUUAUCAUGGAUUUUGAUUAAAUACAUAUGCAGGUUAGUGUCCAAAUAUGCCAGUGCAGUACUUUUUCCUUAUACCCUUUGAAAUCAGUUUGUAAGAUUUUAACAGACAGGCAGAAGUCUCCAUUAAAAUUAAUGCCUGACUCUGCUUUUCUAAGCUUUAGUUGCAUGUUAUUUUUAUACUGGUUUGAUAUUAAAUUUCUUCUCUUUUACAGAUAGAUUUUCCAUAAGUGGUGAGAAAAUAAAUUUUAAAAGGUUAUAUACAUUUGAACUGCUAUUCUGUAUUUGGUAAUGGUAAAACUCAAAACUAUAGAUGGCACUAAAUUUAAGUUAUUCAUUAAUUUGAAAGAUGUGCGUUGUUCUCCUGUAAUUAAACCUUUCAGAGGGUUCUUUUGCCCUAACAAGAAGGCUUGACCAUGGUAUGCACAAAAUCUGUAUAAUGACUAGAACCUCUUCUCCAGCUCUCUUCACAGGAGGAUGAGAAGGGCUGAUUGAUCCUCCUUCCCCUGGUGCCUCUUCAGAAGUUGCUUAGGAGGUAGUGCACUGGGCUGCAGGGAGAAAGGAGGAGUCUGCAGUGGAUCUCAAUUACUUGCAUAAACAGAAUGGACCCUUCUGUUCAUGGAAGGACAAACUUGGAUCCAAAUCAUUUAGAAUAUUUUUACAUCACAAAAUUUUAUGUUUAAAGAAUAAAAUUUAUUUUAUCUUGAAUAUUAUUCAAAUGAGGUACACUUCUGUAAAGACUUUUGUACACUCUGAAUUGGGGUACAGAAAUCACAUCUCAAGUUUAGAAAAUCUUUAGCAAGUUUUAAAAAAGCAUAAAAUGAGCAUUUCCAGUUUAUGGGAACAUUGCACCUAAAAAAAUCAGUAAAGACUAACAUAAUCCUAUAAAUAUGUAGUUUCUAGAUUGAGUUUGUGUCUCCUUAGUGGUGUAUCUUUCAUUGUCUACUUAAAUGGAUGGUUAAUUACUGUUGAGUGCAACAGAUUCCAUAUGGAAAUUCAGUUAUGCAUCUAUUUUUCUGAGAAAACAGAAACUUCAGAAAUGGAAAUGAAUUCAGCCACAAUUCAGGUACUGUGGAGUUAGCAUCCAUAUAGCGAGUUCUGAGGUUAGGGGUUUGCUAACAGGUGUUAAAGUUCUUAUGAUGCUUGCCUCAUGUGUUUUUGAUAUCAAGCAAUGUCAACUGUUUGAUGAUAUGAAUUUAAUUUGUAUUUUUUAAUUUACAAUGUCUGUUUUCUCAGUUGCACAAAACAUAGUGUGAGAUAGUCUUACUAAUAAACUGAUAUUGCAGGAGUUUAGGGAUAAAACAUUGCUUGGAGCUUUUGAUUUGUAAAAAUGAAACAGGUAGAUUUCCUUUAAUAAACAAGCACACUCUUGCAUACUUUGGUUGUGCAUUACAGCACAGAUACUUGCUUGUAACAUUGUAAUAGACAUAAGAGAGUUAAUACCAGAAGCUCUGCUACUGUAAUGUUUAUAUUAAUUCUAUAAUUAAAGGAAUUGUCUCACUUUAAUAUAUAUAAUACACACGUGCACGCACACACUCAUUUUCUGAACAGCAACACACUUUAAAAAGUGUGUAUAUAGUAGGUCCAGUGAUAACGAGUCAAAUCAUUGGCCCAUUUCUGAUGGAAGUCUUUUUAUUCUGACAAUAGAUCUUAAUACUCGCAAUUCUUUUUUUUUAGCUGUGGAGGUAUUAGGGAUUGAAUCUUGAGCCUUCUGCGUGAAAGAAGUGUGCUUUGCUACUGAUUUCUUGCUUCUGUCUUAAGCUCUACUUCUACCUAUAACUAUGAUUCAAAAGAGUGACUUGCAGUGUAAGGACAGACCUUUAAAGGCAUAUUUUUCAAGACUCUUUUCCAAGAAUCUUGGUUUAGAAAAGCAUGUGAAAUAUUCCAUUUUAUCCUCCAGCAACAUGAGAUCAAUGGGUUGGAUUGAGAGAAUGGGAGUUGCCUGAAGCAAUCCACUGAACAUGGCUUUUAAUCUAUGCCUCCUCCUCCCAAUCUCAAUUUCAACUGUCUUUCAAAUUAUAUUUGUCAGACAUGAGUUGUAGAAUUCCUGUUAAGUUUGUUAAUUUAAAAUGCUCACAUCACUUCUAGGCUUGCAUAGACUGUAAAUGGAUUUUCCUCCUCAUUAACAAGAUGUAAAGUUUGUGCAUGUAUUAACUUCUUACAGUACUUUGAUUUUUAAAGACAUACAUAUAAAAUAUUAAACUGUUUCCUCCUUAAAGGAAAAACUGGUGCCAUGUAAUGCAAUAUGCUGGAAAUGUAUAGUUGCAGACUAUGUACCUAAAUUCAAGUUGUUUAUGGUGGCUUAAUUAAAGAGAUAUGCAAUUCAGUUAAAAUAGCAGUGUUGUCUGAAAUCAGGUAACAACUUCUUAAUGUAUACUUUUCCUUAGUGUCAUCCAGAUUGACAGCCAAAAGAAAAAUGGUGCUCUUAGCAGUAAUAUUUUUUCAGAUGGAGCUGUUAAAGUGAUUCCAAUUAUUAGCUCUCUUACUAACAACCUAAUGACUCAUGUUACUGCUAUGUGCUGUUUAAUACAUGGUUAAUUAUGGUUACACAAUAGCAAGGACACAUGCUGCUGCUUGCACACACUCUGCUUCUGCUUUCCAAAACAAUCCAGAAAUGUCCCAUCCCUGGGUUAUGGUCAUGAUGUACAAACCUGGUACUGCGUUGUUUAUUGUUAAACUCAAUGUUUGAACUGAACAACAAACUAUGUAUUAAAACUCUGGGUUGUUUAGCCCUAAGCCAUAAUGCCAGCUUUGCACAUCACAACAACCCAGGAAGAGUUAUCUUGGGUUGUUUCAGAAUGAGGAGGGCAAAAACUAGCAUGCUUAAACACAAAUGUGCAGACAUGAAAGAGACCAUUUAAAAAAAUAUUUGAUCAGUUGAACUAAGCCAUGUGAAUCUUUUGUUCAUACAUCUAGCCCCUGCAAUCUCUACUGUUACGAAAUAUAGUUAGAUGACAAGUUGUCACAUAGGUUUGAGAACUGUUGGAGUGUGGAGUAUAUGUUUGUGUAGAUGAAUGUCUCCAGUGAAUGGCAGACCCAAUUUAAAUUACUAGCUAGCUCUAACUGUACUUACUCUGAAGAAAAAAUCAGACAUACAGUUUCUUUUAAUAUGACUACAUUUGGCAAGAAGUUAAUUUUUUCUUUUGCUUUGCUUCUCCAAUCUCCUAACUGCAUUUUUUCUGUUUUCAGUUGCUCAUGUGCACCUGUAUUUUGAACUCUUUAAACACUUAGCAUAUUUUAGGGAGGCUGGAUCAAGAUUUGAUUUUAUCCAUCUUUCCUGCAGUUAAGAGACCUGACUUGAAUCAGAGAAAUUCUAGCAGCCACUUAGCCAUUAGACCAUAUCUGCUUCUAAUUGUUGAUUCUAGUGACAAUGUAUGCUGAUUAUUUACUGAUUGAUUGAAACGAUUAAUAGAAAAGAUGAAUUUAUAUAGCUGAGAAAAAUUGUAUGUUUUAGUGUUUGCAGGUAGUUGAGUUUGACUAAGAUAGAAUCAUAGGGUAGGGAGGUCCAAGUAGUUUAAUCUUUCUGAUUUUUGGAGUGGGGGAUAUGUUCCCCUCUCUGGUAAGAACUAUUUAUUGUACUCAUCAAGUGAUUGUGACAACUCUCCAUACAGUGCCAGUAAUUCACAACUUGAGCAGCUGUACUCAUUGCAGCCAAUGUAUGGAGAAGUUACUACACAGAUGCGGUUUCAAGCAGGCUUCAGUACAUCUUAAAAUCCUUAUCAAACUAAUAGAGUAAAAUAUAUACUAAUUUACUAACAAGAGCCCAAUUGGAAUAUUGAAAUUUCAGAUUGGAGUUUCCAGGGGUUUGACACCUGUGCUUCUAUUUUAGAUUUGGCUUCUUUUAUCUUGUUUAACUACUGGAAGAUUUAAAUAUUUUUACUUUAAAAAUUAAAGCAUCUUAAUUCUAGUGGGUUUGCAAAGGUUGGUCAUCAGGGGCAUGGUUCUGCCAUGCUAUAGAAUGUGGACUUUCUUAUAUUCUUAUGAACAAUCUCCAUCAGCAAGAUCUGUUUUAUGAAUGGCCAUUGUUAAUAAUGUGAUUGUCACUUAUUACCUUGUGCAUUUCACUUUCCUUUGAGCUCACUGUAUAAUCUUUAGCUCGUGAUAAGAGUUAAUUCAUUUGAAGUGGAAGUCCAUGAAAACUUAUGGUAUAAUAAAUUUGCUAAAAGUU